This is a messenger RNA of Bubalus bubalis (water buffalo), 1951 nucleotides long. RefSeq names its product killer cell lectin-like receptor subfamily E member 1. The transcript is spliced from 10 exons. Bases 156 to 923 code for a protein of 255 amino acids. The record is from RefSeq and is a predicted model, not a curated record. NCBI's taxonomy places the organism in Eukaryota, Metazoa, Chordata, Mammalia, Artiodactyla, Bovidae. Gene Ontology annotation, biological process: stimulatory C-type lectin receptor signaling pathway; positive regulation of natural killer cell mediated cytotoxicity.
UUAAUUAUAAAACCUUGCACAACAAGUAGUUUUUCUACCGAGGCCCAGUUUCUGAUUCUGUGCCAACUUACCAGGUCCUGCUUCCUCAGACUUACACAAACUAAUUUGUAGCACAAGGAAUUCCCUCCUCAUUUCAGUUUUUUUCCUAUAUAAAGAUGGAUGAAGAACCCAUAAUUUAUAGUAUUACUACUCUAAACCAGGAUUUUCAGCAGAGGCAUACAGCAAAAAAUAUUAAGCAUAAAUUGGAUCCAAAUGAAUUGCCAUUAACCAAGAAGAAGCUGAAACACCAGAAACCUUGUAAAAGACAGCACGAAAAUAUAGCAGAAGAUGUCAAUGAUGAAGAUGUCUUGCCUCUUCCAUGGAGGCUCAUUUCUAAAAUCCUGGGUGUCUUGUGCUUUCUCCUAAUGGCCAUGGCCAUUGUGGUAGCUGUUGUUACUGCAAACUCAUCUUCCAAAAAACCACCUCUCAAAAUCCAGCAGAAAGAGAACCUGUGUCUUGGACCUCAGUGUCAUUCUUGUCCAGAGAAUUGGGUUUGGUUCAGAUGCAGCUGUUACUACUUUUCCAAGGAAAAGUUAACUUGGAUAGAGAGUCAAAGUGCCUGUUCAUCUCUAAAUUCCAGUCUCAUCAAGAUAAACAAGGAGGAGAUGCAUUUCUUCUCCUUAAAGUCUUUCUUUUGGAUUGGAGUCUACUAUAAUGAAACUGGCAGGCACUGGCUGUGGGAAAAUGAUUCACUUCUGCCUUAUGAUAUGUUUUCUCUUCCUACACCUGUAUUAAGACAUAACUGUCUAUCUUACAAAUCAGGAGAAGUUUAUCUAAGUGAAAGCUGUGAAAUUAAACAGACUUACAUUUGCUUUACAUAUGAUAUCAUGGACUUUACACAUUAUACUUUCUUUAAAGAAAUGAUGAGAAAGAACUGUCUAUAAAAGAACAAUCACUGUUUGUCGUUUGAUUUGUCUUUAUUUUCUGACUCUGUUGGAUGUUAUGUGUGAUUCAUGUUGGCUAUGUCUCAUGUCACUCUGGAUUAGAAUAACAUGUUUUAAAUUUAGAAAUUUGACUUCUAUUUGUAAAAUAAGCUUUAAAUUUUAGAUUGUGUUCUUGCUAAAACUGACAUUUAACUACACAGUCUUACAACUGAUUUCUAAGAAUAGGUUGAUUCUCUUAAUAUAUUCUGCAAAACCAUGGCUGUGUGAUUCACUUUUUAUCUCAGGAAUAAUUUUUGUCAUAUGAUAGCUUUCUUUUCUUCCAGUGUGAGUUGCCUGUUCUGAAAACUUUCCAUUGAGUUCAAUCACUGUUCAGUGGUGCUGAGGAAAUUGAGACAGACAAUAAAGAUAUUUACUAAGUGGGUAAAGGCUGUCAUGAUUCUGAAUCUAGUGUGAUUUCCUGUGAUCACACUUGCCUGCCGGAAUGAUAACAACACAAACAAUGAUGUUAAAGUGACAGUGAUCACGCACAUCCAGGGUUGCGCACCUCACUUUUGGUCUCUUUCUCUCCUUAAACUUCAUCUUCUACUCCUUGGCCAGCAGGUUGAAGAAGGAAAGGAAGAGAAUGUCCACCCAAUUUGGAUGAAUUAAAAUUAGAUUUGUCCAUCUCAAACUCCAGCGGAUAGCCAAAAAGGACCUACUCUAUAGCACAGGGAACUCUGCCCAAUGUUAUGUGGGAGCCUGGAUGGGAGGGAGUUUGGGGGAGAAUGGAUACAUGUAUGUGUAUGAUUGAGUCCCUUGGCUGUUUACCUGCAACUAUCACAACAUUGUUAAUUGGUUACUCCAAUACCCAGUAAAAAGUUAAAAAAAAUUAGAUUUGAAUGCUAAAUAGCUUGUCAUUCUGUUGUCAUAUCAUUUAGCUUUGUGCUGCUACUUUUCUAGAUACUCUGUACUUUUUCUCAUCAGAUUACCCCACUCAGUGGAUAACUUGGAAAUAUUAUAAUCAUUUUUAAAUAAAUCUAUUCAAUUCA